UCGCCAUUGUGUUUGAACCGCUGUAUAUAUAAUUUAAUAUCGUACUAAUAACAAACUAUUAAGAAAGCGGAACUACAUAUUAGGUCUUUGUUCUCAGUCGAACUGAAAUGUGUGACGUACUUCCUCUUUAAGAGAAGGAACAUGGCUGCUAACGCAGAGGUUGUUGCUCCCAGCAGUGAAGAGGAAGCCGCAGAGACUCCAGCAGCACAGAAGAGGGAAGAGAGACUCAGAAAGUUCAGAGAGCUUCAUUUCAAGAGGAAUGAGGCCCGAAAGCUGAAUCAUCAGGAGGUGGUGGAGGAGGACAAGAGACUGAAGCUGCCGUCAAACUGGGAGGCCAAGAAAGCUCGUCUAGAGUAUGAACUCAUGGUGGACCAAAAGAAAAAGGAGUGUGCGGAGCGCGGCGAGGACUAUGACCGUGUGAAGCUCCUGGAGAUCAGUGCUGAAGAUGCAGAGAGAUGGGAGAGAAAGAAAAAGAAGAAAAACCCUGAUCCAGGAUUCUCAGGGUAUGCUGAGGCCCAGUUGAGGCAGUACCAGAGACUGACAAGGCAGAUCAAGCCGGAUAUGGACAACUAUGAGAGACAGAGAGAGGAGUGUGGAGAAGAUUUCCACCCCACCUCCAACAGUCUGAUUCACGGCACUCACGUUCCCUCUAAAGAGAGCAUCGACCGCAUGGUGGACGACGUGGAGAAACAGAUUGAAAAGCGCUCAAAAUACAGUCGGCGCAGGGCCUACAACGACGAUGCUGACAUCGAUUAUAUCAACGAGAGGAACGCCAAGUUCAACAAGAAGGCUGAACGUUUCUACGGCAAAUACACCGCAGAGAUCAAACAGAACCUGGAGAGAGGAACUGCCGUGUAACCAUAGAGACUGUUACUAUGGACUCCAACCCUAGCAAGCAACCAGAAGUCAAUCGCAAAUAUUUUUAAGAUGUGUUUUUUUUUUUUUUUUUUUUUUUUUUUCUCCCUCUCCAUAUUCUCUUAGAAAUUUUUCAUUCUGGCAAAAUGAUUUGCCUGCAGUGGGAAAGCAGAUGUCUACCUGUCAGUGUUUUGCUUUUGUGUGUGUAAAUUCAUUCAUUUCUGCAGCAGUUGAUAUUUACUUUAAUAAAACAUUUUCAUUUCAAACACAA
Ctenopharyngodon idella (grass carp) is the source of this 1126-nucleotide messenger RNA. RefSeq names its product SYF2 pre-mRNA-splicing factor (gene syf2). The transcript is spliced from 7 exons. The record is from RefSeq and is a predicted model, not a curated record. Gene Ontology annotation, cellular component: Prp19 complex; catalytic step 2 spliceosome; post-mRNA release spliceosomal complex. The coding region runs from base 142 to 858 and encodes 238 amino acids. NCBI's taxonomy places the organism in Eukaryota, Metazoa, Chordata, Actinopteri, Cypriniformes, Xenocyprididae.